This is a messenger RNA of Mercenaria mercenaria, 17159 nucleotides long. RefSeq names its product sacsin-like. Gene Ontology annotation, molecular function: Hsp70 protein binding. Bases 164 to 13555 code for a protein of 4463 amino acids. NCBI's taxonomy places the organism in Eukaryota, Metazoa, Mollusca, Bivalvia, Venerida, Veneridae. The transcript has 9 exons. The record is from RefSeq and is a predicted model, not a curated record.
GAAAUAGAAAGUAGAAAGAAGGCUUGUAAAAUCCACGAUUGUUGUUUGAAAUUAUUGGCAAUACACUGAAACAUAUGGAAUAUAUAGACAGAUACGAUACAUUCUACAAUCUGUACGCUAUGGAUAAAGGUUGAAAAGUAGUUCCAGUAUAUAUCACUGCAGAAUGGCGUCAACGAGCGAUGGCGUCACGAAGACGAAAGCUAUACGCUACUCACGGAUGAAACAGCCCCCAUUGAUCAAACUGCUUAGAGGCAUUUUAUCGGAUUAUCCGGAUGGCGGUCAAAUACUUAAGGAGCUAAUUCAGAAUGCCGAGGAUGCCGGUGCUACUGAGAUAAAAAUCUUAAGUGACAACAGAAAAUUAAAUGAUGAUGCAAGGGAGAAAACUCCUAGAUUUACAAAAUUUUUCAAGGGCCCUGCAUUAUGUGUGUAUAAUGACGCAGUUUUCACUGAAAAGGACUGGGAAAAUAUACAAAUGAUAUAUAGCAGCAUGAAACAGGAGGAUCCUAUGAAAGUUGGCAGAUUCGGUCUUGGGUUCAAGUCUGUCUUCCAUAUUACAGAUUUCCCAAGUGUGAUCAGUGGUAACACGUUACUUUUGAUCGACCCCCAGCAAUCUGAUCCUGAAAUGGUAAAUGCUUCACUUGACCUGUGUUCACUUAAUGACUACGCAGAAGAUGAUAUAGAACCGGAUGUUUUUUGGAAUGCUUUGGAGGAUACAUUUGGCCUAAGUCGGAACACUGUAGGAUCACAAGGUUUCCAAGGGACAGUCUUUUGGUUUCCUUUAAGGGAAGAAGUGUCCGACCUCUCAGAAACUUUGUAUAAUGGAGCCAAGGUCAGAGAUCUGUUUGACGCAUUAAAGUCGGAAGCCUCAAAUAUGUUGAUAUUUUUGAAGAAUAUUGAACAUAUUUCUUUACAUAUUCGCGAGGAAAACGAUGUUCCAGUGACAGAAGUACUAAAAGUUGAAAUUGAGGACACAGAUGGGAAGGUUGGAAACCGUGUUCUAAUCAAAGGAAAUAAGGAGCCGAAUUUUGACGAUGAAGAUAUUUAUACUUCAGAACAAAUUACAAUACACACAGUAACUGCUGACACUGAUACGAGAAUGGAAUGGCUUGUUGUAAACUACUUUGUCAGGAAAAGUGCGUCAGAAGAUUUCAGAAGACUGAUAAAGAACAAAGAUCUUAAUUAUAGUCCAUAUGUGGGGGUUGCGCGACCAUUAGACAUGAGCUUUGGGGACUUUGAAGGACAUGUGUUUUGUUUCCUUCCAUUACCGAGAGAAGGUGAAAGGCUGACAGGAUUACCAGUGCACGUGAACGGAUUCUUUGCACUUAGUCAGAAUAGACACCAUAUGAAAUGGCAAACUGAAGAACAGGAAGGUCAUCAGAUAGAUGACAAAUCUAUUUUAUGGAACAAAGCCCUUAUUGAAGAAGCUCUGCCUAAAGCAUAUGAAAAGUUGAUAUUAGAAGCUAUCAAAAAAGCGGAGGAGAAUAAGUCUGAAGAGACCGCAGUUUUAGCGGUGUAUAAAAUGAUGCCAUUACAUGACAGUUUGUCAAAUAAAACCCAUAAACGGUGGUCAGUACUUAGUACAAAACUUUAUGAAAGACUGGAAAUGAAGCGUAUUCUCUUUGUAUCACAAGCGAGGGAGUGGAUGCAGAUAAAAGACGUUUGUUUUGCAACGUUUAGCUCAUUGCCUGAAAGCGAUGCCCACAACAUGCAGGAUGCGAUGACUAGAUGUUUGCAUGCAACUGGACUAAAACAUUCAAAACUUCCGGGACUGUUAUUUGAAGCCAUGCAGAUAUACUACCCGUAUAUAAAAGACCUUACCCCAGAAUCACUAGCAUUACAUUUACAAGUCAGUGACGGAUAUAGAGCGUUAUCAUGUGAUGACAAGUUAAGGGUGUUGUCAUAUCUGCUAUCAGAUGUAGAAAAUUACAAAAAUGUACAAGAGUUAGAGCUGUUACCUUUGGCAUCAGGACAAUGGACAACCUUUGACAACAGUUCUGCGGUUGUAUACCUGUGUUCUGAUAAUGAAAUGAAAAUGUUUCCGGGCAAAGAGUCAAUCUUUGUAAUGCAGGCGGCACAGCUUGGUGAAAAAUUGACAGGAUGUCUUGAAAACAUUUGUAAAUCAGAUAUGUACCAGAUAAAGAAACUUAGCAGUGAAUGUGCAACAUCAUUGCUGGUGGAGACGGUUGAAAUUCAUUUUAGAGGCAAAUCAAGUGUUGUUUUGACAACGGAAACUAAUUUAACCUAUCAGUGGUUAAAGAAUGUUUGGCAAGUACUGAUGGAUAAAAGGAUGAUUCAUCAUUGUAAAGAUAUCCCUUUAGUUCCAGUUCUAGUGAACGGAACAUGGUCAGAGCCACACGAAAUUAGCCUGGCUAAGCUUACAGAUCCUCUUCUUUUACUGAAUGCUUCAGAUGAAUCUCUGUUAUCCUCAGAGUUGUCGACGUGUCUUCAAGCCUUAACUGUAAAGGUAAUAUCAAGUCUUCCAGAGUGGAUUCCAGCAGAUGUUAUCCAAGAGUUUACAUACCAGCUGAACUACUCAAGUGUUUCAUCUCUACUAGGUAAAAUUUACAGAGAGCAAGGAAAUCAGGCUGUUAAGGAAUUUAACACAAAAAGUCAAACAACAAGUCAAAUAGUGGAAACGUUGAGAGAAUUUUCUUCACAUUUGGUACAUGUAGAAAGCGACGUUGCCUCAUUACUCGUCAAAUUAAAGAUGUUCAAAGCUGUAAGCUACAUUGAAGACCAUGGUUCAUAUUCGUCAGUAUCUGAUGUACCUCGAUAUAUAACAGAGACAGUACAUUUCCCAGUUGACGUUCCGUUACCUAUUACUUGUAUUAAAGUAAAACCGCCUGAGGAAAUGAUUGCUAAACAACUUGGUGCAGAGUUUCUUUCGGCAGAAAAGCUUGUUUUGAUGACACUACAAGACAUGACGACGAAUCCAUAUGAUAUUAAUGUCAUGAAUAGAUUCAUGAUGUUUGUUUUAGACAAGUUUAAUUUGUUCGAAGAAAAUGAAGAUAUAUGCACAUGUGCCUCAAGACUGUCUUUUGUUAAAGCAGGAAAAUCUUGGUGUAAACCGUCCGAGUUAUUUGACCCAUUUGAACCAUUAUUACAAAAUUUGUUCAUCGCGGAAUCAUUUUUUCCAGAGGUUACAAACAUGUAUGGCAGGAAGGAAAUACACAGUAUGAAAGUUCUUGGACUGAAAGAAAUGAAAGAUAUUGACGCAAGUACAGUGCUUCAAGUGGCGAGAACUCUGGACAGUUUGGCCAUAAAAGGCAUGAAUGUUACCGAAUUAUCAAAGAAGUCCUUGGCUUUUCUAGAAAUCUUAUGUUCUCGGCCAAACCUCCUACAAGACUCCUACGAUGGUUCUGAAACUCUAGGUCAGACUUUGAAAUCGUUGAAAUGUAUGCCUGUCAAAGUAAAUGCUCCUUUAGAAUAUCCCAUCGGGUUGCCCUGGUUUUCCAAAGAUAUUGUCGUGUGUAAACCAUCGGAAGCGAAAAACGAAAGUCAUUGUCUUCUUGUAGGGGCGACAAUGCCAGUAGUUGAAUGUGCAACAGAAAGGAUUAUUCAAUCAUUCCAGUGGGACGAUUGCAUUGAAUUAAACAAUGUUGUUCAACAGUUAUUGCUGGUACAGAAACACUACAAUGUUAGAUACAAACCAGACUUUAUGCGUACCCUGAACAGAAUUUACCUGUAUUUUAGCCAGCAUGAAAACGAAUUGAAGGGAAUAAAGCAUAACUUAAGUAAGGAAAAAAUUAUAUGGACCGGAACUGGAUUUGUAAUUCCCGAAAAAGUGAUAGUCACAAUGCAAGAUGAGGAUCUGGAAUUAAAGCCACACUUGUACACCAUACCAGAAGAAUUCCAUGAGAUGCAUGCAACGUUUAUUGUGUUAGGGUGUAACAUGGAUCUUGACAACGCUGUUCUUAUAAAAACAUUAAAAGAUAUCAAACUUUCAAACGAGACCCCAUCUGAAAGUCAGGAGGUGUCAGCUAAAAGGGAUAUAGAUAUAGUUAUUAGGAUAUUGCAUAUCCUUGCCGAUAGGAAAACUGAAGGACGAGAUGACUUUGAUGAGGAAAACAUCCUUAUGCUUACUGAAAGUGGACCAGACACUAUUAUACUCCAGAAAGUAACCAGCUGUAUUUUUAUUGAAGAUCAAGAGCAGCUUGACGAAGAAGAAGAAGAUGCCUUUUUUAUUGUUAAUUCAAGGGUGCCGGUUGAAGUUGCAACGGCUCUUGGGGUGAAAUCUCUCAAAAGGAAAACUAUAAAUGCUGCGGCUGAAGACUUUAGUUUUGAAGAAUGGGGACAGUCUGAAUCACUAACGACAAGAAUCAAGACUCUACUCAUGGAAGGUUACAAAGAUGGCUUGUCAGUCCCAAAAGAGUUGAUACAAAAUGCCGAUGACGCUGGUGCCACUGAAAUUAGAUUUAUGUUUGACGAGAGGAAUAAUAAUGAUGCAAAAGAUGUGAAAAAAUUACUUAGUUCAGGCAUGUGUGAAUGUCAGGGACCAGCCCUAUGGGUGUAUAACAACUCUGUCUUCAAAGAAAACGACAUGGAGAAUAUCACCAAACUAAACGGUGCCACUAAGGCGGAAAAUAAAGAAAAGAUAGGAAAGUUUGGACUAGGAUUUUGUUCUGUGUACAAUGUUACAGACGUACCAAGCUUCUUAUCAGGCCAAGAUUUGGUCAUUUUUGAUCCGCAUGAAUCAUACAUAGACGAAGUGAGACAGAAAAGAGGCACUGGUUUGCGAAUCAGAUUGUCAAGACCAAAACUUAUACAUCGGCACAAACACCAGUUUAAGCCAUACAAUUCGGUAUUUGGCUGUAACGUAUUGAACAGCGAUUUUAAUGGGUAUGCGGGUACGUUAUUUAGACUUCCACUUAGAACAGAGGCACAAGCGAUGCGAAGUGACAUUUGUAGUAACGCUUAUAGCAGUGAAUGCGUAAUAUCUUUGCUCAAUAUGAUCGUUGAAAAUGCUGGAAAUCUUCUUCUCUUCACACAAAAUGUAAUGAAAUUGCAGAUAUUUCAUUUAUCGAAAGAUGUUAACGAUCCAUCGCAUGCCAGGCUUCUAUACAGCAUAGAAAAAGAAUGUGUAGUAUCAGGUAAUAGCGAGGCAACUAUUGACACCCAAUGCAUUCUUAAACGUGUACCUCGCAUACUUGAAUUGAACAGAUCGUUGGUCGAAACUCAUCAGGUGAAAUUUACAAUAGUUUUACAAAAUGAUAUGAAAGACAGAUCAACUUGGAGCAGAGAAUGUUUAAAACGAGUAAAUGAGAACUGGCUGAUAACAUGGGCAACUGGAACAGGGGACUCCCUUCAGUUAGCUAACCGGCUGUCAAAGGAAAAGGCUUUGCCUUUAGCCGCUGUUGCUUUACCUGUAAACAUUACCAACAUCCCAAAAGAAAUUCGCAAUGCACAUAUAGGAUUUUACAAAGAGGGUUAUCUCUUUUGUUUUUUACCACUUCCGAUUAAAACAGGCCUACCCGUUCAUAUAAACGGAUGUUUCAGUGUGAGAUCAGACAGGACAGAUCUUCUUAAGUUAACAGAAGAUGACAAAUGCGUAGAAGAUAUUUAUUUAUGGAACAAGGUACUAAUGGAAGAUGCACUAGUUUACGCCUAUUUGCAUCUGUUAGAGUUUUUAGUUAUAACCUGUCAGAGUGACUUUAACAUCUAUUCCGUUUGGCCACUAUGUGGUUCCGAAAUCGCUCUUCCUUGCAUUCCGCGAUUUUUUGAGAUGUUAUUUGUAAAGAAGCCAAAACUUUUCAGAGGUUCAGAUGGGUGGUUUUCAAUUGAUGAAAUUGUGAUCCUCGAUCCAGUUGUGCGUAGCAACAUUUCCGUCGGUGAUAUUGCUUUCGAUGUCCUCAUGGUCUUUCCAAUAAAAUUUGGGAAAAAUUUAGUUGACCUACCAGGUGGCAUUUUAGAAGCUUUAAAGAACAGUCAGUCUGAACAAUUUGACAAUGCAUCGCUGCUGACAGAAGCUGUUGUAACGGAAAAGGAACUAAUUGUUCAUUUUUUGAACAAUCUGUCAAACUCUUAUUGGAAAUCAAAUACAGGUAACAGGAAUAAACUAUUGUUGUAUACCUUACAUCACAUGAGUGCAGAAAUAGAAAAAGUGUUACAGGGAUUUGAAUGCAUACCGUCUGAACCUGAUGGAUGUCUUUGUAAACCAAGUGAUUUGGUGGACCCAAACUCAGAUAUAGCAGGAAUGUUUGCAGAAAAUGAUGGAAGAUUUCCACUCAAGUCGGAAGGGUUUAGCGACGAAAUAACUAUUGAAAUAUUGGUACGUCUUGGAAUGAAUCGACAUUUUCUUCCAGACAGCAUUCUUAUAGAAAGAUGUAAGACAUUGAAAACACUUGAGGUAUUCUGUAAAAUGUGCAGGCAAGAUAGAUUCAAAAGUAUAAUGAGGUACCUUGCAAAAAAUGAUGUAUUAAAUCGGCUAAAACACAAUGAUGAAACAGUUACACACCUCAAGCACACAGAAAUGUUACCCGUUAAGAUUCGACCUACCACCUGGAUUUUUAAGUGGAAAGCAGAUGAGUCUUCUUCUUCGCAGAUAUUAUCAGGCGUUUGUGAUAAACAUAGCCAAGAUGAAGGGCAUUCCCUUUUGCUGGACAAGCCAAUGCACCUGUUUAGACAAAAACAUCAACACAGCUUAGGCUCCGUCGCUUUGUUUGUGGAUGAAGAUUUCAUUAAGUCAGAAUGUGGUACAGUGAAUGAAAUGCUGUAUGAGAUACUGUCCGUGGAAAAAGAUAUUCCACCGUCUAUGUUAAUAGAUCAGUUACUUAUCUUGCCUCAAGAAUAUGAAAAUGCAAAGAAGCAAUUAUCUUGUGUGGAAAUGGUUUACAAAAGCGUUACCCAACAUUUGUUUCAGGCUCUCCAGGAGAAUGACCAAAAUGAGGAUUUCGUUAAUAUCUUUGAAAGUCUUUCUGACAAGAACAUAGUGCUUAUAGGACAAGAGCUAGUUAAGCCUUGUAACAUAGCUCUUAAAACUGCAGCUGAAUGUCCACCUUUCUUGUUUCAGCUCCCGGUAUCCGAGAAAAGAAGGGAACAACUUUACCGAAUGCUUGGAGUAAAAGAACGUUUCACGUCAGUAGAAGUUAUAGAGGUACUAAAACAGAUAAAGAUGUGUCAUGGUGAUGGAAUUUAUGAACGCACUGAUAUUAUCUGCGACUUACUUAAAAUUUUGAAACAGAGCAUGGAUACGGAAGGCAAGGAGUAUAAAGAUAUGCAAUAUAUAAAGGACGACAUAGUUGCCCCCGAUGAGCAUCGACUUUUACACCCUACCUAUAAACUUGUUGUCGAAGACAGCUCUUUGCAAUCUAAGGUUGGUAUACAUAUUCUACAUGAAUGUGUACCGCUUGGUUUGGCAAAGUAUCUAGGUGUAAAAUCAAAAAAGAAACGACUUGUAGAAGGAUUUUCAAAACUAAUACCGUUUGGACAAAAAGAAAUGCUGGCUACACGGCUGAAAGGUCUUUUACAAGAUUAUCCCUGUGAUUCAGGCAUCAUGAAAGAACUUCUGCAAAAUGCAGAUGAUGCCAAAGCUUCGGUGUUGCAUUUUAUUAAAGACUAUAGGCAACAUCCGACAGAACGUAUUUUCGGAAGCAAAGCCCUUCAAGGACCAGCUCUUUGCGUUUAUAACGAUAGCUAUUUCAACGAAAACGAUUUGAACGGCAUUCAUUAUAUUGGAGAAGGAAGCAAAAAGAAAGACCCGACGAAGACGGGUCAAUAUGGAGUCGGAUUUAAUGCUGUCUACCAUUUAACAGAUGUCCCGUCAUUUUUAACGAAAGGUCCUGGUCUUGGAAGAAAAGGAACACUUUGUAUUUUUGACCCUCUGAGGAAAUAUCUUACUGAUCAUGUGACGGAAGAAGAGCCAGGUGUCAGAUGUGACGUUAAAGAAAUGAUAGGUGACUUUCCUGAUGUUUUGAGUGGAUACCUGCAGGAGUUUGAUGAAUUUGCAUCUGCCAAAUCAACAAUGUUUAGACUGCCGUUACGAAUGGAACAGACCGAUCUUUGUUCGGAAGUUAUAUCAAAAGGGGAAAUGGACCGAUUGUUAGAGGACAUGAAAAAGGAUAUGUUUGAAAUGCUAUUAUUUGUAAAGAAUGUUCGCUGUGUGAAAAUAUCUAAUGUUAUUGAAGAUAAGUUGAUAGAAGAGUAUUGUGUCUCCACAUACCUUUCACCGCAAGAUAUACUUAAACGUAAUAAAUUCUUUAGUGAUAUCAAGAGUGUAGUGAAAACGGAGGACAAUGACGAUACACAAAUGUGUCAGCAUACAGACCCAUUUAAUGUUGCAUACAAUGUGACUGUGCAGGACAGCAAUGGAAUGCAAGCAGACUGGCAUGUCGUUCAAAGAUUUGGUUAUAUAGAGUCCUUGAAUUCAACGAGGGUUUUUACGGAAUUAAAAGAAGAAGGAGACACGCUUCGUCUUCCGCUCGGUGGUGUUGCUAUUCCGCUUAUGUCACACGAGUACGUAAAGAAAUAUAUAUCACAGAAGACAAAAGAAACACAUAGAAGAAAUAUUAGUAAUGUAUUUGUUAAAGAAAAGGUACAGAAACAAGAAUCGUGUGACCAGAAUACUGAUUCGGAAAAUUUACUCGACAUAGGAGUAAAUGUGUUAGAUACAUUUACUGGGAAAUUAUUCUGCUUUCUUCCCUUACCCGGCGUAACAACCCUGCCUGCAUGUAUAAAUGGCCAUUUUGCCCUUGAUAGGGCUAGGCGAGCACUAUGGCCUGGAGGCCUGAGGCAGGAUUGGAAUCAGUUAUUACUUAAAGACGUGGUGGCCAUAUGUUGGGCCGUGGCACUUCGUUAUGUGCAGUCAUACACUGUUGAAAACAAUUUCAAGGAGACAUUGACAAAAGAGGCCAUAGGUUACUUAUUAGAGCUGUAUCAUACUUACCUCCCAAAAGGGAAAACAAAUUAUCAAAGUUUUGCUUCAUAUCUCGUUAAAUGUUUCUACGAAAUUGUUGUAGCAACAAAAAUAGCGCUGUUUCCUACUCUUAUGCCACACCAGGAUCAGAACAAAGUACAGAGCUAUUUGGAAACUGAUACAGAUAACGGAAUAGUAAGUAAUGCCCAGUUCGUGUUGCGAUGGGUGGCUCUAUCGUCAAAUGAGAAUAUCACUGAUGGUGUUUUCAAUAAUGUUUUCAAAGAGAUAAAUAAAUCUUCAUUAGGAUACAAAUUUCUAGACAUUGGUUAUUCAAAAGCUUCACACAUACUUGAACGGACAUUGAAAAUUCUUGGUGUAAACUUAAUAGAAACACCUUCAUUCAUUUCAAAAGUGUUGGACAGUUACGGUUUAAAUACUGUCUCUUCUACGCCAUUGUUCGUGAGCAAGUUCUGUUUAGCAUUCGGGAAUGGGAAGAGUCGGGUCAAAACAAAACAUCUUGACCAGCAUAUUGAAAAGACGUUGUUAAUGAAACCGUAUUACGUAAGACUGUUACACCGGUAUAUUUUACUAGGUGGGUCUAAUUCUGAGCUCUUGCUGGGCCUUCCUCUUUGUCUCACAAACGAUGGGAUAUUGAGAAAAUACUGCAUUGAGAGUCCUGUAUUUAUUACAGAAUAUGCAGAUCUAUUACCUAAGUCAUCACAUCUUUUCCUCCACACAGACGUUCUUUAUGACAUGCAGUUGCAGCUAAAUGACCUUUUUCAAAAGGGCCUUGCAAAGCAUUUUUGUGUACAGGAUUUAAUACGUCUACUGCCAGAUUCGUACCCGUUGGAUGUUUUAACUGGGGAUAGAGAUGUUGAAUGGGACAAAACUUUGGCAACCCCGGUAUCAACACAUUUUAUUUCUAGACUGUACGAGUUUCUAGUAUACCAGUCACGUGAAAAGACUGAGUUAGGAAGUUAUUUUACAAAUUUUCAAAAACUACAAACAAACAUUUUAAUGCUAGCAGACUGGACAUUUCUACCGUCUGUUCAAACAAUCAGUAUGCAGGAAAGACACAAAUUGAUACGUUUAUGUCAAGGUUAUUGCCUGUUUAAUUGCAGUGGUAGUUAUAUAGAACUUACAGAUGUCAUACGGCGAUUAAAUUUACCUGCAUUGGAUAAAUCCGUGUUCGAUGUAAAAGUACGGACAUAUGUUGUCAGUGCUCUGAACAAUUUUCUUGCGUCUACAGGAUCUCCUUUUGCAUUUCUAAAAUGUCUUCACCAUUACAAAAGUAGAAUGGGAGGAAAUGCGCUUUCUUUCGACGACGGAGUAAAACUGAUGUCAUUCUUUGAUUCCCAUAUGAAGGACUUGCAGGCAUCGGAAACUAUUUCAUUGAAAGAUAUUUUAAUGACUUUGCCUCUAUUUCCAACGCAUCAAAAUAAUUUGAUAAGCAUAGAAGGAAAGGAAACUGUAUUUGUCUUACCUGACAGUAUUCCUGCAGAGGGAUUAGACAUUUGGGCAGCGAAUACCGGCAUUGUCUUGUUACAAGAAACAGACUUAUUGAAGAGACUUUAUAAGUUCCUUGGCCUUUCUAAAAUGGACGUUAGUGGUGUUUAUUUGAAGCAUCUAUUACCAAGAUUUUCCUGUCUUCCUGACAGAGCAAUCACUACUCAUAUCACUUAUAUCAGAGAUUAUGUGUUGCCUACCUUAAGCCGCGACGAAGGAACUCGAAACACGAUGGUAUGCUUGUUAGCAAAUAUUCCUUUUAUAACAAUUAAGAACCAAAUGAAAAGGGUAAAUGAGCUGUACAAAGCAGAUCAUCCGGUUUUCAAAAUUAUGUUGGACGAGAGUUGCUUUCUGCCACGGGAAUACAGUGCUGAUGAAUGGAUCAAUUUUAUCGAGCUUCUUGGAUUUCACACUGAAGUAUCGGAUGAAGAAAUAGUACGAUUUGCAAUCGAAAUAGCACAGGCUGGACCAAAAACAGUCACACAAUCUACAGUGAAGAAAUCGAAAGAGAUAUUCAAGUACCUUCUUAAAGAAAGCUGGGAGAAAUCUACCUUAGAAAAAUUAAAAAAUAUUAAGUUUGUUGUUCCAAAACAAACGACCGUCGAGCAGAAAGUUUUGCAGGUUGAUAAUGGACAAGGGUUAAUAAGUACAGACAAUGCUGUUAAAAGUAACUGUAGCGAUCUGUGUUGGACUAGUAUGAAAGUGCUGCCAACCCUACCAUUUCCACGAAAAAUGGUGGGUAUAACUGAAUCACUUGGUAUAAUUGAUAAACCUCCAAUAAAUGCCGUUAUAUCACACUGCCAGAAUAUUUGUGAUAAAGUAAGCACAGAGUUAACGAAAGACAGAGAGUCAAAUCCGAUCGAUAUAGACUUUGCUAGAAGGGUUUUUGAAAAAAUAUAUGAAUAUAUGUGUGAACACAUUGAUGAAAUUGGGAGGGACGCAGAAAGACGGCUAAAGACGACACCAGUAAUACUUUUACCUGAUGAGCAAUUGAUGGUAUGUGCCAAAAAAGUAGUCGUCGAACUUGCAGAAGAGGAUGAAAUAAAGCCGUACCUCUUCAGAAGCCCGGGUGACUUUGGAAAGUACCGGCAUUUAUUUUGCAGACUUGGGUCUUCUCAAAGAACAGAUUGUUCCGUCUAUUUAUCUGUGUUACAGUCAAUAAAAGAAGAAUUUAAUGGAAGGCUUCCCCCAAAAAAGCUCGAGGAUGUCGCUAAGGCAUUGAAAGGUGUAAUUAAAACUUUGAAAAGGGGGAACGAUUCGUCCCUUUCAGAGAUCGAUGUACUUUAUAUUCCAAACAGACAGCACUGCCUCGUAAAAUCUACUGCACUUACAGUCUCAGAUAACGGAAGCUUAGAAAAACGAUUGAGUACUGACUGUGGCCUUGAGUUCUUCCUUGGCUUCCCUGAACUGCAAGUAGAAAUAUCUGAUCCUGUUUGGCCAUUCAAACAGUUACCUCCACAUCUAAAACCUAAAAUUCUUAGCACCAUAAUUAAGGAGGUUGUGUGCGCCGACAAAAUGGUUGAAGCAGAGAGCAUUGCAGCAACUAGGAUCGAAAGGUUCCUACAUAAUCCCGAUUUGAUACAAGGAAUAAUAAGACUAGUAAAGCAUCAACUAGUACAGAAGAAAACAGAUUUAGAUGAAAAUCAGGAAAGUUUGAUUAAGUCUAAUCUAUCAAAUGUUGCAAUUCGUAAAGUAACUGGUUUGAAGACAUGUCUCAGCUAUGAAUCUCGAAGGUUAGAGGGUUCCGAAAAACAAAAAUCAUGUUUUAUUGAAGAAACAUCUGAAACUCUAGGAGAAAAACAGAAAAGCUUUAAACUGUUUUUCCAGACAAGCGUGUGUGACACUAUGGAUAUUGUGCAGGAAAUAAUGGAAGAAGAUGAUGGUCUUAUUGAUCUUGUUGAAAAAUGCACGAUGGGCAUAUUGGAAAAAACAACUUACAAAUAUUUCCCAAUCAUUCUACGCUGUGUUUACCAGUCUAGUCGGAUAAAGCAGAUAUUAGAUGAUAAAAAAAUAACUGCGUACAAUAUAUCAUAUCCUGUAAAUACAUCCGCUUUUCCAACACCCGGAACAUGUGUUCCUGAACAUUUCUUUCCAUUUCUAGAAAGAAGUAUGACAUCAUUCAAAGAUCAUGAAUUUCGAUUUCUUGCUCUUGACAUAGGAGAAUUCAAUGAAACUGAAGAGACAUACAAAGAGUCAUAUAUUUAUGUACACAUAGUUAGGGAACUAGAGCGGGAAAGAACUUCGGAAACAGUUUUAGGAUUUCGAUACGAGGUUGAUGUUGGUACGAGAAGUGAAGAGUAUGUUGUCGCUUAUAUGCAUAGACUAUAUAAGUUUAUGCCACAAAACACACCUGUUGGUGACGAGCUUGUUGUUUACGAUUCAGAACCUGUAGGAACAGUUCCGUUUGACGAAAAUUGUAAUCGCAUAAAGCAGAUGCUUAAAGAAGCAUGGAAAAUGAAUGAAAGGGAAAAACGAAGAAUCAUUCAUCGACUGCAGUUAAAAUGGCAUCAGGAUAAAAAUAUUGGUAACGAAGAAUAUGCAAUGCGCGUUUACAAUUAUAUGAACUUUCUCAUCCGGCAGUUUGAGUUAGGGGUAAUUGCAAAUGACACAGUAGAUGAAAGAACUGGAAGAGAAGCACCCGAUAUGACCGGUUCAGCGUAUGAAAGCAUGAGAGUUAACAUUCAAAAUACUGGACAUGCAUACGUAAGAAGAUGGCGCGAAGAUUUUCAUAACUAUAUAAGCGGUGAUGGAAAUUUUCUACAUCGCAUUUCCGAAUCAGUGGUGCAUCCUGAUGUAAACGAAGCUAAAGUAUGGUUGAGGCAAGCCGUAAAUGAUUACAAAAUGGCUGUAGAAUCUUUAGGUGCUGCUGCAAAGGUCCGUGGAUAUAACUGGAUUUGCUACCAAUGUCAUCAGUCCUGCGAAAAAGCACUGAAGGCAGCAAUGUAUGCUAAAGAUGCAAAUCGAGCAGCACGGAGGGGUCAUUCACUGUCUGGGAUUGCCCGAGAACUACACGAUCUAAAUUUAACCACAGAGACUGAACGUUUGGAGAGAGAAUUGGGAAACUACUUUAGAAUGCGUUAUCCGGAUUCAGUAAUAGGAAAGGAGAUUCCUUCUGAUGUCUUUGAAGAAGACCAAGCACAAGAGGCUCUGAAGAAAACCAAGCGAAUUCUUGACAUUAUUGAAGAAAUGAUCGAAUAGGACGUACUAUUACAAUUGCAAUGUUAAAGGAGUAUUGGAGGUAUUUUCAGAGGAACAUUGUGUGCCCUGACAAUAACCUAACAUAUCUUUUGACACACAUUUGUACAUAAUAAAAAUAUAAUAAUGAAAGUGUCAGUUUUAUAAGCGUGUACUUAGCAAGACAGGCAGUAAUUUCUUGUGCACAUUUAGCUCAUUGUAACUAUUCCAUCCUUCUUUGUAUAUAACAGAUUUAGUAAUUUUAUUUCAAUUAGAAAUACAUGUGUGUACCAGAAACUGAUUAUCCCUAACUUAUAGUUUUAUGUUAGUACAGGGCCUGUACAUCAUAUUUAAUUGAACUGUUUUGUGUCUUUUGAGUCGGGAUUGUUGAGACCAAGACGUGUUUUUGUCGAGUUUGGCUGCCACAGGGCUGCUUUUAUACAUUUCAUUAUUAUGAAAUAGCAAACUUUUUACCAAUUUCCUUAUAACCUAAUGAACGUAUUGAAUGGAUGUGAAAAUUAGCUUUGUUAUAUUUUGUAUGUUUGAUGUAAUUCAUUCUAUUGUGUACUAGUAUCAAUUUUUCUAUGAUGACAAAGUUUUGUAUAUGAAAUGCACUGACAGCUUCUGUAUAACUUUUCGUAUGUUAAUGAUUUGAUACUUUCAUAUGGAUGCGUGUGUACCUGCCUCGAAAUGAUGUGAUGCUUGCCAAGUGUAAGCUUUUUUUAUUAUUUUUUAUUUUUCUUGCGUUUGUCUGUGACCAUAUACAAUGUUCAAAUGUAUAACUGCAAUAUUAUAGUUUCAUUCGUAGCGUAAAGGUAAUUUCAGUUUGUUACAUACUUUGUUAAUUAUCAUAUAGUUUUAAACAAUAAUAUAAGGUAUUUAAUUCUUGUAAUAUUCUUGUUUUAAAGACAUAUCUUCAUUUGUUUAUGAUUAAACUUAUUUUGCCAGUUUGUUAUUAUAGGUAUGUACGAUUUAUAUACUUGUCAUAGUUUAUUUAGUGUUCUACACAUACCAUAUACUAAACAUAUGCAAUAGUUAAUCUUAAGGGUGAUAAUAUUUUGUUGGUUUCGGCAUACGGUUUGAAUAUUUUCUACAAUAUAGUUGGAAUAAUACAUUUGCACACGAAUUCAGUAAAGUAUGAAACUGAUCUUGUUAAGAUGUUUUUGAGGUGAAGGACAAAUUGCCAUAGGUGAUUGUCUUUGUCCAAACCAGUAGGAAAAUGUACUUCUUGUUUCUCCAACUUACUGUCUCCGGACAUGAAGCCUUAGCUCAGUUUUGAGCUCACCAGACAGUUGUGGUUUAAGAGUAUAUAUAUGUAAUUAAAUGUGAAUGUUAUUGUAAAAAUUCCCGUCCGUUAUGAGCUGAAUUUAUAUUAGUUAUUUUGAAUAGCUAUUCAAUAACAAAAAAUGGUGUUAAUAUAACAGAUGUGUUGAAAUGUAUACAAUAUGGUUUUUUUAUAUAUACCAUAGUUAUGAAAUAUGUCGUGUGUAUAUAGCUCAGAUGCGUUUUAUUACAUUGUGUCAUUCUUUGUGUGGUUAGUUCUUCCCGUUUUUUGCUUAUGUUUUUUUUUUCAUUAGAAACGGAAUUACAGAUUUAUAUCAUUAUACAGGUCUGAUUAAGCACAGAUUUGUUGUGCUAUUUUUACUUAAGUGAAAGGGAAUUGUUUUUUAUGUAUUUUUUUUAUUUAACCUUAUUUUUUGCCUUUAUACAUGCAAAUAGAUACACAAAAUUGCAACUAAACAAAAGCAAAUGGGUUUGGAAACAAGUUGUUGUAACAUUACAUUAAACCUUCCCCAGUAGUGAAAAUUAUAGGAAAAUUAUAAGAAUGGCGACGCAGAAGUAUUUACAUCAAUAAACGGAUUAUACUUUGUGUGAUAUUUUUCAUUAUAUUAUAUAUUGGCUGGUACAUAUUUGUGAAUGUAAAUUGUAAAUAAGUGAAUUAUUUUUUCUUCUGUUAAGUGUAAGAUACUAUAUACAGUGAAACAUUUGGUAUGUAAAUAUAUUGUAAUUUUAUAAACGUGUAACUGUUUAACGGAUGAAGUUACAUAAACAUUACUUUUACAUAGAAGUUAAGCUAAAAGAAGUGUUUGAGGUUACAAUUCGUCAUGCAUAAACGUGUACGGUUAAUCAAAAUAUAAUGUACACAAAUUCGAUUAGCUAUACCAAACUGGAACUGUGUUUAGCGUCCUCUCGACUGUCUGAUCGCAAAAAAGGUAAUUCUGAAAAUAAUACAAACACUAGUAUAAUCACAAUGUCCAUUUCUGUUCAUUACGAAGUUACAGCAUUAGUUUCAAGCUAUUACCUUAAUAAAUACUAUUAUGGCACAAUUGCCUAAAAUACAGCUUCUGCUAAACCUCGUGUAUACUUUUAAAGAUACCAGGUAGUCACGACAGUUUUAGUCAUUUUUAUCAACAUUUCUUGCCUAGAAGACUCUAAUAGGCUUACAAAAUGAUGGAGACGACGAUAAAAAUAGAUCCAGUUUGGAAUGGUCUACUAAAGUUGUUAUUUAUCUAUUUACGUACACGUGCACCCAGGAAUGCAAAUGAAACGUUUGUUCAUAUGUUAUUUUUGUUCAUCAAGACUUGGAUGCUUCAUGUGAAAUAUAAAACUUAAUGUUAUCUCUAAGUCAGUGCAACACUAUAUUAUAUUCUAAUAUAUGAAACUCCAUGCACAUUUUCGCUUAAACUCGGCAUUACUGACACGUCAUGUCGACAUAUCAUCUGGCGCCAUACAGGUGCCAAAAGAGAGUGCUACUACAUUUUAUCCACUAUUCUAUAUUAGAUAUUAUUUCAGAAUCGAAAUUACAUAAUAACAGAACGAUGUUACACUUAAUUCAUACCCACUAGGUCGAUUAUUAGGCGCGCAGAAUAUUUCACUAGACGUUUACGCACUCCUAAGGUUUUCCACCGGGCGUGUUAUACGGCAUCAUGCAUGCGCCACUUUUUUAUUAAAAGACAUGUAAGAAUUUAAUAUAUUUCAGCACUUCAAAUCAAAUAUACUCCAUGUGUGUAAUUCAUCUGGGCUUACCCCCUUGUGAAAAGUAGAACAUUUUCAUGUUGUUUCGAUAUAUUAAAACCUGGUUCUGCUAUAUAACAUAUAAAUAUUUGUUUAGUUGAUAACUGUUAUGUUGCCAUGCUCACUAAAUUUAUUACGUCAUAGGGAUAUACUCGAGCAAGUUGAGGCGCACCCUGUGUUUAUACUGUAUGUUUAUCAUGAUAUGUUAUGUUAGCUAUAUCAUGUCUUGCUUUAAUAGCGAACUCUCUAAGCAUAUCUUUGAUAGAGAUAUGUUAUGUUAAACUAUAUUGAUAAGAACUGAGUCAUUAAAUUAAUAAGUAUGGAUAUACUCAAGUAUUCUAAAUGAGGCGAGCCCUAUAUAAAUACAUUGUGUACUAGACGGUUUCAUAUCAUGUUUAUGAAAUCUGUGUUUAUUUUAGGGAUACACUCUCUUAGUUGAGGCGAGCCCUACACAUGUACCCUUUAUUUGAUACAUGUAAUAUCAUAUUGUGUUAUAACUGUUAUUGCGUUCGUUGAUUAUACUAUUAUAUAAAAAGCGGUUGAUUGUAUAAUGUGGGAUAUACUCUUCUAAGAGGCGAGCCCUCACUAUUAUGCAAAUAAAGAAAAAAUAAUA